Molecule: messenger RNA, 948 nt
Organism: Acanthamoeba castellanii str. Neff
Lineage: Eukaryota; Discosea; Longamoebia; Acanthamoebidae
Product: HMG (high mobility group) box domain containing protein
Exons: 2
Coding region: 1-948 (315 amino acids)
Biological process (GO): regulation of gene expression
Cellular component (GO): nucleus
Source: RefSeq, a predicted model, not a curated record
AUGCCACGUCUGCCAAAGAAGGAGAAGAUUGAGCCUGCCUCAAGCAACGUCGGCACGGUGUGGAGCGAGAAUGCACCUAUCAAGAGUGAGAACGCACCCAUCAAGGGUGAGAACGCUCUGGGCAAGAGUGAGAACGCACCUAUCAAGAGUGAGAACGCUCUGGGCAACGAGAAGAAGCAGAAGAGGAAGAGGAAGAGGACGAGGACGAGGAAGGCUCGCGGCAGGAAGAAUGCUGUGGCUGAGGGCGAGGAGGUCGGCAUAAAGGGGGAAGAAGAGCAGAGGAAGAAGCAGAGGACUCUGUGGAGCGAGAAUGCACCUAUCAAGAGUGAGAACGCUCUGGGCAAGAGUGAGAAGAAGCAGAAGAAGAAGAGGAAGAAUGCUGUGGCUGAGGGCGAGGAGGUCGGCAUAAAGGGGGAAGAAAAGCAAAAGAGGAAGAGGAGGAGGAAGCAGAAGAAGCAGAGGACUCUGUGGAGCGAGAAUGCACCCAUCAAGAGUGAGAACACUCUGGGCAAGAGCGAGAACACGCCUAUCAAGAGUGAGAAUGCUCUGGGCAAGAGCGAGAAGAAGCAGAGGAAGAAGAGGAAGAAUGCUGUGGCUGAGGGCGAGGAGGUCGGCAUAAAGGGGGAGGAAAAGCAGAAGCAGAAGAGGAAGAGGAAGUUCCGAGACCGUCGCGGCAGGAAGCCUCUGAACUGCUUCUUUUUCUUUGUCAUUCACAACAGGGCGGGGGUGUGGGCCGAUAACCCCACUGUGAAGCGCCCAACCAUCGCCAAGAUCCUCGGUGCGAUGUGGCGUGCGCUACCUGAUGACGAGAAGGAGCCCUACAUCACCAUGGCCUACAAGGACAGGCAGCGCUACGCGGAGGAGCAGGCGGCGGCGGCGGCGGCGGCGGUGGUGGCGGCGGCAGCAGCAAAACCUGUCUGCGACGCUGUCAAAGCAGAGCCCAAGUGA